AUGUAUUUAUCACCCCUCAAGGCGCUUGUUUGCUUGGCUUCUUUUGCUGUUGUGUCCGCCUCUCCGUCGAAAAGCAUAGAGCAGUCUUGCCAUAAUGUAGCAUCGGAUGGGUGGUCUAACCUUCCAUUAAAGGCGUCAAUCCCUGUCCAGCGUGUACAACUAAAGUUCCCGCAGCAUGCAGUAUAUCAGAUGCACGAAAAUGUGAAACAUGCCCGAACUAGCAAUCCUGACGGUUACGACAACGAGCAGCAGCAUUGGAUUGCGCUUGCGUCCGAAGGCUGGUCCGAGAUUAGUGGGCCAUUUCUAGAAGAUGAGGUCAACCGUCACCCUCACUUCAAUGCGUCUGUGACUGUGGACGGCCAUAAUUCCAAUGUCCAUUUUAUGGCAUUGUUUUCGCAGCAAGCGGAUGCCAUCCCUAUCGUCUUCCUGCACGGAUGGCCUGGAAGUUUCCUUGACUUUACUGGUCUUCUCGAUAUCGUACGCCAGAAUUAUUCUUCCGAAGAUUGCCCGUUUCAUAUCAUUGUACCAUCUUUGCCUGGCUAUGCCUACUCUGCCGGCUCCCCCGUGAGUAGAUACGCGGAUAUGUUCGCCGUAGCUCGGACCGUUGACGCAUUGCUCACCGGCAUUGGUCUGGGUAAUCGUUACAUUGCCCAAGGUGGUGGUAUGGGGGCCUCUGUUGCUAGGCUACUUGGGUCAUAUAGCCCCAGUUGCGAAGUCAACUCUCUCCCUCUUAUCUCCGGGUUACCCGACCCAAGUACCGAUACAGACCUUAGUGAUCAAGACCUUGAGAUUCUUAACCGAACUUCGUAUUUCAAGUCUCUCCAAAAGGCGGACAUCACAGACCAUGGAAGACAGGUCACUUUAGGAGUUGUUCCGGAGAAAGACCCGUUGUCAUUGCUGGCCUGGCUGAGUGACAAGUUCAACAGUUGGGUAGAUCCACAACACCCUGUACCCAUGCAAACAACCUUGAUACACGCUUCGGUCUACUACCUAACGGGGAUGACGACAAGUGAUUAUUACAAGCUAUCCGGUCUGGAUGCCCCUGAAGACAUGAUCCCUUUUGUUCCGAAGCCAUUUGGCUACAGUCGUUUCCCGUAUGAUAUCGAGGGCCUCCCUAGGAAGUGGGCAGCGACGCUGGGUGAUCUGGUAGGGUACAAUGCUCACGUUCAAGGCGGCCAUUUUGCUGCCUUGGAACAAGCAGAAGAUCUUUGGAAUGAUGUAGAACAUUUCGUUCGGACGGUUUUCCCAGAUGACCUUCUCUAA
This is a messenger RNA of Aspergillus oryzae RIB40, 1263 nucleotides long. Its product is annotated as epoxide hydrolase. Bases 1 to 1263 code for a protein of 420 amino acids. Gene Ontology annotation, molecular function: epoxide hydrolase activity. The record is from RefSeq and is a predicted model, not a curated record. Lineage: Eukaryota; Fungi; Ascomycota; Eurotiomycetes; Eurotiales; Aspergillaceae. The transcript has 3 exons. Gene Ontology annotation, biological process: epoxide metabolic process.